AACAUCAAAACCUGUCUUGUCUGCUGACACGGUUCUUUACGAAAAUUGUAUUUUCCCCAAUUUAACUAUUUUCCUUCCCUAGAUUAUAAUCAUUCGUCAUUAGUUUCAUAUUGAGGACUAUACUGGUUAAAAUACACCAUGAGCAACACGCAUCGGCAAGAAAUCUUGCCAGCAAGUUAUGAAAGUGAUGACACGGAUGACGAGUUUGGAGGAUUUUACAGCAGUACCGCAGCUGGGUCUCGUCCCUUCGAGGACGAGCGAAUCAAAAUUGUUCCCCACAUUGGAUGGCGCGCUGGACUGAACGAACGGGACUUUGAUAUCGAGCUGGACGACAGCAUUGCGACGUGGUUCGAGGGAUUCAAAGAGAGUUUCAAAACGUUCAAGAAGGGACCGCUUAUAUCGCAACGGCUGCAGAUGUUCUAUCUGAACGCGCAGAAUCCCUUCGAGUGGGGUCUGAAACUGUUCGCAAACUGUGCUGACCACAGCUCGCCGAAGAGUAAUUCUCUUGCGUAUACGGUGAUUGAGGAGCUGAGUAAUUUCAAAAAGAAGCAUAACCCUGACACGAGUUCCCUGAUAAACGAUAAUCUCCGGAUGAUAGGUUUUAAUUUUGUGGCUAAACAGGGUCAUUGUACGCUGUUUAGUCUGGUGGUGGAUACAUUCGAAUUACUGAGCUGCCGGGAGUUAUUUAUUCCUAAAGUUCGAGAUAUGAUCGAGCGAAAGCAGUACAAAGAGGCGGGUCAGAUUGCGAUCGAUCUGAAACUUUUCGACGAGUUCGACGAACACGCCUUUGUGAUUCCCUUGUUCAUGCAGGAUAAAAUCUCGAUUGCUGAGGAUUUUUUGAAUAAGGCGGAACGCCUCCAGAGGCCGGUCGUUCAGCUACUUGAUUCAUUUUUCGAUAAGAAGGAAUCUGUGGAGAACCACUGCUCGAAGUAUAUCCACAAAUAUAAUGUUACCGAUGUAUACUACAACAAGUUGCAUCAUAAGCCUCUAAGCAAGUUGGUGCAGCGAUUGGCGAAGAAUUAUAAAAUCCAAAAAGAGUUCACACCGAAUGUGAAUAAAAUGAAGAAUUUUGGCGCACUCCAGUUCUUGGUUCAUAAACGUUAUUACGAGAAGAGCUUGAAUAGAGACUCCUGGGAUGAGAUGGUGCGGGAUACUUUAUCUGAGUCCGAUCAAGAUCUUCAGCUUGAGUUGGUCUGUUUCUGUUCGAGUUUUAACGAUCAAGCCGAAGCUGCGAAAUGGGCUAAAUACUACCGGUUGAAGCUGGACGACCUUCCCAUGCUGGUACAGGAUUUCAUCGCUGAGAACGAUGGCGGCGUCACGAAGGAUCACCGACCGACGGAAGACGAGCAGUGGGAAGAUUCUAUCUCCGAAGCAAUCCACACGUUAAGUUUGGAUGCGUCCAACGUGCAUUUGGUCGAUUCGAGGGAGAAAUUUUAUGCAAUGAUUUCGGAUCUAGCCAGUCAAUCGAUGGUGGCCUUUGAUUCCGAGUGGAAACCAACAUUUGGUGGCGCGAAGGAAGUUUCGCUGAUUCAGUUGGCCACUCGUGAAAACAUUUAUUUGAUUGAUGUGAUGAUGAACCAGCUGGACGGAUCGGACUGGGCCUCGCUGGCGAGAAAUGUGUUCAACAAAGACGAUAUUCUUAAAAUAGCGUUCGCACCUGCCACCGAUGUUUCGAUGUUUCAGAAAGCGCUACCGGCAUUUAACGUUAACUACAGUCCACAAUCGAGUUCAGCAAUAUUAGAUCUACAGGAUGUGUGGCGAUAUAUAGGAAAUAUCACGAGCUUCCGAUUCCCCUUCCAGGAGGAAGUCAUUAGUCAUAAUUUGGCGAAUCUGACCAAACUAUGUUUGGGUAAGAAGCUGGACAAGUCCAAUCAGUUCUCAAAUUGGGCCCAGCGUCCGUUGCGGAAAGAGCAGCUUCAGUACGCAGCACUGGAUGCAUUUUGUUUGUUAGAAAUUUACGAUGUUAUAGAGCAACAACUGAUGAAGCUUCAAAUUGAUCCAAACGAGGUGCUCAACGCGCUGCUGAGUGAUAAUAAAUUAACAGAGGCCGGUAAAAAGCGACCUGUGAGAUCGGGAGCGUCCGGAGGAGAAUCCUCCCGGAGGGGAACUCGCAAUAAACACAACAGACACCAGACGUACAACGAUGGGGAACACUCUUCGGCUAGGGGUUACAAGCAGCAUCAUCCGAAUCGGAACAAAUCGGUGACGGUGAUUGGUUCGUUCAAGCAGCAUCCGGGGCCCAAUCGGGAGCCUGUACUGGUUUCCGAGGUGCGUUUCGUUUGCGACAAUAUGUUGGAGGGUCUGGCGAAAAUGCUGCGGCGAUUUGGUAUCGACACGAUCGCCGUAAAAAGCGCAGAAUGUCACGAUCGGUGCGUUUUCGUGGCCCUGCAGGACAAGCGUUUCAUCCUGACACGUGGGGCGAAUUUUACCAAGUUUUCGGAGUAUGUUCCACCUGGUCACUGCUACAAAGUUGGCAAUGAUCGCGUGGAAGACCAGUUGCUGGAGGUGCUCAAGUAUUACAAGGUAGUCAUCCAACAGAAGGAUAUUUUCAGCCGAUGCCAACUUUGCAAUUGUGGCAAGUUUUUGUCUGCCAGCCCGGAAGAUGUUUAUUAUCUGCAGCACCGGACAGAAUUGCCACAAUCCGUUCGGGAAAGUCACCGUAAAGAAUCGCUGGAAAACGAGCACAGGAUAAAGCUGGAUCGCAGCUGGAUUUUGGAGUCACUUCAGGAGUCACAUAGGAACAGUGGGCAAACGGACAGUGGCGCGAAGAUUGACGCUGGCUAUGCUAGUGACACGGUGAUUGCCAAUGUGGAUGUGUUUUAUAUAUGCAAUGGUUGUGGGCGCUGUUACUGGGAUGGAUCCCAUUUAGACAAUAUUCUUGCCGGCAAAUUGGCUGAUUUGCUCACGCUCAGCUAUGACUAAUUGACUAAUGAUACGGAAUAAAGUGGUGUUUUG
Toxorhynchites rutilus septentrionalis is the source of this 2955-nucleotide messenger RNA. It is a transcript of the gene Nbr, whose product is annotated as exonuclease mut-7 homolog. Gene Ontology annotation, molecular function: nucleic acid binding; 3'-5' exonuclease activity. Gene Ontology annotation, biological process: nucleobase-containing compound metabolic process. NCBI's taxonomy places the organism in Eukaryota, Metazoa, Arthropoda, Insecta, Diptera, Culicidae. The record is from RefSeq and is a predicted model, not a curated record. Bases 139 to 2922 code for a protein of 927 amino acids. The transcript has 9 exons.